GACGUUGGUCGGAGUUUAUCCGCCGGCCAAUUGCAAGCUGUCUUCGCCGCAGACUCCGGCGGCAAAAUGCGUGAUGUAGGCUUUUGUGGAUUUGUGGACCCUGGCUGCGUCGGCGUCGGAGCGCGAUAACACUCCCCAUGCCCAGCGACGCUUUCCAUUGCUCUCAAUCCAUUCUCCUCAAUUCCUGCACAUAUCGCGACCAUGGCUGACCAGUUCCUCGGCUUCGAUCUGAGCACCCAGCAGCUCAAGGGAAUCAUCGUCGGCUCCGACCUCAAGCUGCUCCAAGAAGCGAAAGUAGACUUUGACGCCGACUUUGGUAAAAAGUAUGGCAUCGAGAAGGGCGUGCUCACGAACCCCGCCGAGGGCGAGGUGUUCGCGCCCGUAGCGCUGUUCCUCGAGGCUGUGGAUCUCGUUCUGCAGCGCCUGCAGCAGCAGGGCGCCGACUUCUCGAAGGUCCAGGGUAUUUCGGGCGCGGGCAUGCAGCAUGGGACUGUGUUCUGGAGUCAUGACGCCGAGAAGCUGCUCGCCAAUCUGGACCCCGGCAGGUCGCUGCUCGACCAGCUCGAGGGCGCCUUCAGCUACCCCUUCAGCCCCAACUGGCAGGACGCCAGCACGCAGAAGCAGGUCGAGGCAUUCGACGCGGCGCUCGGCGGCCCGGAGAACCUCGCGCAGGCCACGGGCAGCAAGGCCCAUCAUCGCUUCAGCGGGCCCCAGAUCCUCCGCUUCCACGACAAACACCCAGAUGCCUACAAAGCCACGUCCCGCAUCUCCCUCGUCUCCUCGUUCCUCGCCUCCCUCUUCCUCGGCGCCAUCGCCCCCAUCGACAUCUCCGACGUCACCGGCACCAACCUCUGGGACAUCCCGCGGGGCGAAUGGCACCCCGACCUCCUCGCCCUCGCCGGCGGCUCAACCGGCGGCUCCGCGCUGCACUCGAAAUUGGGCUCUGUGUCGCCCGACGGCGGCGCCGUGUUCGGCUCCAUCAGCCCGUACUUCACAUCGCGCUACGGCUUCCCCGCGACAACCGCCGUCGUCGCCUUCACCGGCGACAACCCCAGCACCAUCCUCGCGCUCCCGCUGCGCUCCUCGGAUGCGAUUGUGAGUCUCGGCACCAGCACCACGUUUCUCAUGAGCACCCCCAACUACAACCCCCACCCCGCGUACCACUUCAUGAACCACCCGACCACGAAAGGGCUGUACAUGUUCAUGCUGUGCUACAAGAACGGCGGGCUGGCGCGCGAGCGCGUCCGGGACGCUAUCAACGAGGCGCAAGGCGCGCCACAAGGGUCGUGGGACGCAUUCAACUCCGCCGCACUCUCGACGCCGGCACUCGGCAAGACGAACCCCGGCGAUCCCGCGCGUCUGGGCCUAUUCUUCCCACGCCCAGAGAUCGUGCCCGCGGUGCGGGCUGGCGUGUGGCGCGCACUCUACACCGACACACUCUCCCCGCUCAACGCCACGACCUCCGACCCUUCAGACCCCGCCGCGCCGCCCGCAGACGCAGACAAAUGGCCCCUCACAGCCGACGCCCGCGCAAUCCUCGAAUCCCAAUUCCUCUCCCUGCGCCUGCGCUCCCAAUCCCUCGUCACCCCGCAAACAUCCCCCGCCGGCACACCCUUACCCGCCCAACCCCGCCGCAUCUUCCUCGUCGGCGGCGGCGCCGCGAACCCCGCCAUCGCGCACCUCGCGGGCGCCGUGCUCGGCGGCGCGGACGGCGUCUUCAAGCUGGAAAUCGGCGGGAACGCGUGUGCGCUGGGGAGCGCGUAUAAGGCUGCGUGGGGCGUGCAGCGCGGGGAAGGCGAGGCGUUUGAGGAUUUCUUGGAGGGGAGGUGGGAUGAGAGGGCUUUUGUUAGGAGGGUGGGGGAGGGGUAUGAGGAGGGGGUUUGGGAGGGGUAUGGGGGGGUGCUGGGGGGGUUUGGGGGGUUGGAAGAAAGGGCGGUUAGGGAGAAGGGGGAGGGGAGUGGGGCGGUGGGGGUGGUUAAGGAAGGGGGUGUGGAUGGGGGGGUGAUGUAG
Molecule: messenger RNA, 2010 nt
Organism: Boeremia exigua
Lineage: Eukaryota; Fungi; Ascomycota; Dothideomycetes; Pleosporales; Didymellaceae
Exons: 3
Coding region: 202-2010 (602 amino acids)
Biological process (GO): xylulose metabolic process; D-xylose metabolic process
Cellular component (GO): cytosol
Molecular function (GO): D-xylulokinase activity
Source: RefSeq, a predicted model, not a curated record